This is a messenger RNA of Protobothrops mucrosquamatus (brown spotted pit viper), 570 nucleotides long. RefSeq names its product zinc finger CCHC domain-containing protein 24-like. The record is from RefSeq and is a predicted model, not a curated record. The transcript has 2 exons. The coding region runs from base 1 to 570 and encodes 189 amino acids. Lineage: Eukaryota; Metazoa; Chordata; Lepidosauria; Squamata; Viperidae. Gene Ontology annotation, molecular function: zinc ion binding; nucleic acid binding.
AUGAGCCUCUUGUCGGCCAUCGAGACCACCGCCGCCUCCGUUUACCAGCCGGCCCAGUUGCUCAACUGGGUCUACCUCUCCUUGCAAGACACGCACCAGGCCAGCGCCUUCGACGCCUUCCGCCCGGAGUCUUCCUCCGCCCAGCACCCGGAGCUCAGCUACCCCAGCAAGGGCAGCGCCGACCUGGGCACCUCCGCGCUCAGCUCCAGCUACCUGAACAGCUUCCUCCAGCUCCAGAGGAACGAGGCCUUGAACAGCAGUCUCUAUAAGAGCGGCUCUCCUUACGGCUCUCUUAAUAACAUCGUGGAUGGCUUAAAUUCCCUGACGGAACAUUUUUCGGACAUUUCCCUCUCCUCGGAUGCCCGCAAGCCGAGCAAGAGACCCCCACCAAACUAUCUCUGCCAUCUUUGCUUUAACAAGGGACACUACAUCAAAGACUGCCCACAGGUAAGGACCCUGCAAUCUUGGAGGCCUACUUCCUGCAAAGGAGGGGGGCGUACACGUAGUCUCCGUCUUAACGACCACAGUGGAACCCCAGAAUUUUCAGUCGCUAUGCGAGACAGUUGCUAA